CAGCUUCGUACUCUCUCUUUUUCUUUCUUGAUAUCCAUACUGGGUUUUGCUUCUUUAGCAUAACCUCCUCUCUAGGGUUCUUCAAUUUCGCGGAAAAUAUUAGCUCCCGAAAUUUCGAAUGAUAUAAACUGGAAACCCAUCAGUGACAAAGUGAAAAAACCCACAUCACCAAACGCGUUUCUUGCUCAACAAGGACUUCGUCUUUGCCCCCCUUGUUUCUAAUUCUUGAGUUGGAUGCACCUCUGGUUUUUCUUUGAUCUUAUCUUUUUAAUCUGAAAUUCUUUGAAUCAGUGGUCUUUGGCUGUUUUGGGUUUUUCUGGGUUUUUGAUCAUUGUUGCUACACUGUCUUUGUGACCGACUGGGAUUGUGUUGAAUGGAGUGAAUAAAACUGGAGUCUUGCUAGGAUCAAUCAAUUGGGUGAUUUUCUUAAAAGGGUACGUGCCGAUUAUAUAUAUUUUUGACAUUAUGGCAUCUUCUCAUGGUAAUAAUACUCACUCUGAAGCAGCAAAGAAGGAACAAAUAAUCACUGAAUUCUAUGCUAAAAGUCUUCACAUAAUUCUCGAGUCGAGGACUCCAUAUAUGUCCUCGAGAAAUUAUAGUGGCGAACAAGCCUUGUCGUCGCCAUCAUCGUCCUCUUCGUCCUCCUCGAGUGUGAGGCCGAGGGAUAAGUGGUUUAAUUUAGCUCUAAGAGAAUGCCCUGCUGCGCUGGAGAAUCUUGAUCUCUGGCGCCAGAGCAAUUUUGAACCUAUGGUGGUUGAUGUGGUUUUGGUCCAGAGACGACUUGUUAGUGACCCGGUGGAAUGUUCACCUAGAAGGGAUAUUGCUAGGAACUUGUCAUUGAAAGAGCGGUAUCCAUACUGUUGGAAUUAUGAGCAGGAAGAUUUUUGGUGUGAGGCAAAGAGUGAAAAGAUUAUAGAGAGAUGGGUACUGCAGUAUGAUACUCGCAAGACUAGAGAUACAAAAUCAGGGAGUAGGAGGUCGAGCAAUAAUCCUUUACAGAUGUUGUAUAAGAAAUCAAUAUUACUCUUGAGGUCUUUGUAUGUUACUGUUAGGCUUUUGCCUGCUUAUAAAAUUUAUCGUGACCUCAAUUCGUCUGGCCAAAUUCUUCCAUUUACUCUUGCUCACCGGGUGGCCUCUUUUGCUGAGCCCUUCACAUGUAGAGAGGAUGCAGAAAUGCAGCGGUUUGAGUUUACCCCUGUGGAUACGGCUUGUGGUAGGCUUUGCCUUUCAGUGUUGUAUUGUUCAUCACUUUCAGAUGUAAGCUCUGAACCGUCGACUCCUAUGUCUCCACAAGUUAUACCAGACUAUGUUGGGAGCCCAUUGGCAGACCCGCUUAAAAGGUUCCCAUCCCUUCCUGUGACAGGAUCAUUAUCACGUGCCACUCCAUUAUCGUCUUCAUUCUCGAGGCGUCAUAGUUGGAGUUAUGACCAUGGUAUAGAUUCACCACCUUCAGUUUCUUUCUCACCUUCGCCUACGCGUUCAGAACCUCAUGCUUCAAUUUCUAACCCAAGAUCUCGCCAUUUCCCACCCACAAGCUUACCACGUUAUCCGCCUGAAACAUCUCUUGAUUAUAAGAAGGAUAUAGGUUUUUAUGAGUAUUGUCCUUCACCUGGCUUUUCUCCCGCACUGUCCCCAUCAGCCUCUCCAUCAUUGCCAAUCUCUAUUCCUGGCAAUCAUGUUUCAAAGAAUCUGUUACGAUCUGAGAGUGCACCAUUCAGUGCCCCAGUGGCCAAACGUGCUAAUUCCCCUGCAUCAUCCCAGAAGCUAUAUUUUCCUCCAUCUCCCCCCCUUACGAGUACAAGUUCUGGUACUUUGAAGACUGAUAAAGCUACAGUUGGGACAUCAGUUGAAAAGUUAUUCUCUUUUGGGAAAGGGGAGUCUAGACAAUGUUCUGGGCUUAAGAUACCAUCAGGCGGCUCACCGCAGAUAUCCUUUUCCAGAAGCUCCACUAGGUCUUUUCCUGAUGAUUUUGAUGAUUCGGAGUAUCCUUGCCCGUUUGAUUAUGAUGAUGAUGUGACAGACCCCGGUAGCAGACCUGAAUCCUUUGACCAAAGGCAUGAGCCUGGAGGAUUAUUUCCAAUUAGAAAAUCCCAAGAUGCUGCUGUUGGCGCGCUUGUGAAAAUGCUAAAGAAAGCCCCACCUCUUCGGCAAGAGGUCUCAGAUUCAGUAAGUUUGUCACAAGGCUGCAGGCUUGAAAUGUGGAGUGAUAGUAAACAAGAGGCCAAUCUUUCUUCUGAGAGUCGGGCACCAGUUCAGCCUGGUGAUUCCUCAAGUGUUAUAUCUUCAGGGCUCAUAACAUCAAAAACUACAGCUGAUGCCUUAGAAGAGCUCCAAAGUUACAGGGAUAUAAAAAACUCGUUACUGGCGCAAAGUAGUAAGUCUCACAUGUAGUCCAGACAUGCUCCUGCAGCCUUUUUGAACAUAUGUACAGCAUUUUGGCUCGAGUGUUAAUGGUUUGAUGCUAUAUGGCUGAAAGAACUAAUAUUUUGGCCUCAACUCUCAUUUUGUACAUAUAUACAUAUGGGAAAAUUUGAUACUGUAAGUUUGAGGAUAAUGUUUAUAAUUUCAUUUGGAGAGCUGCUCCUUGUUCAUAAUUGUCUAAUAUGUGCAAAGGUUGGCUUAUUGGCUGUCUAGUGGUACUUCCUUUUGUUUGAUAUAUUUUUGUUAUU
Messenger RNA from Rosa rugosa (rugosa rose), 2669 nucleotides. Its product is annotated as autophagy-related protein 13b. The transcript is spliced from 4 exons. The coding region runs from base 466 to 2391 and encodes 641 amino acids. The record is from RefSeq and is a predicted model, not a curated record. Gene Ontology annotation, biological process: piecemeal microautophagy of the nucleus; protein localization to phagophore assembly site; autophagosome assembly. Gene Ontology annotation, cellular component: cytosol; Atg1/ULK1 kinase complex; phagophore assembly site. Lineage: Eukaryota; Viridiplantae; Streptophyta; Magnoliopsida; Rosales; Rosaceae.